Messenger RNA from Geodia barretti, 762 nucleotides. The record is from the annotation of a GenBank genome assembly. NCBI's taxonomy places the organism in Eukaryota, Metazoa, Porifera, Demospongiae, Tetractinellida, Geodiidae.
AUGAUACAUCUCAAAUCAGCCUUGGAAAUCGACCGCAUUCGCGCCAGUUGCCGCAUUGCCGCCGAAGCCAUGCUCCGCGUCGAAGAGGCCCUCGCGCCUGGGGUUACCACCCUCCACCUCGACCAAAUAGCCGACCGCUACAUCCGCAGCCAAGGGGCGGUUGCCAGUGCCUUGGGCUACCGCGGCUUUCCCCGCAGCAUCUGCGUCUCCGUCAACGACGAAGUCGUCCACGGCAUCCCCGGCGACCGCGUCCUGCAAGAAGGGGACAUCCUCGCCGUUGACAUUGCCGUUAAAAAGGAUGGCUUUCACGGCGACAUGAACGUCACUAUGAAAGCCGGCUGCGUGCCCCCCAAAGCCCAACGCCUGCUCGACGCCACGCGCCAGAGCUUGGAGGAAGGGUUGGCCGCCUGCACGCCCGGGCAACGCCUCGGCGACAUUGGCCACGCCAUCCAAAGCUAUGUCGAAGCGCGCGGCUUUUCCAUCGUGCGCGCGUACUGCGGCCACGGCAUUGGCCGCAACUUCCACGAGGAACCCCAGUUGCUCCACUACGGCAAGGCCGGCACGGGCCGCCGCCUGCAAAACGGCAUGGUCUUCACCAUCGAGCCGAUGGUCAACGAGGGCGAACACGAAACGCGCGUGCUCGACGACGACUGGACGGCCGUCACAGCCGACGGCAAGCUCUCGGCUCAAUACGAGCACACCGUGGCCGUCACCAACGACGGGCCGGAUGUGCUAUCGCGCUUUGCCGAUCUGCCGUACUGA